Messenger RNA from Chelonia mydas (Green sea turtle), 694 nucleotides. Its product is annotated as butyrophilin subfamily 1 member A1-like. The record is from RefSeq and is a predicted model, not a curated record. Lineage: Eukaryota; Metazoa; Chordata; Testudines; Cheloniidae. Gene Ontology annotation, molecular function: protein binding.
GCAGUGACGUCUCUGCUCAGUCUCAGGUGCCCAGAGCAGAGGCAGCUCCCUGGGAUCCAGGAGCGUCCCAGCCAGGACAGGGCUGCUCCGGGGAGUGUAAGAAAUGGUCCCAGCCUCCCCCAGGGCUGAGCUCUGCCCUUAACGCUCAGAUUCUCUCUCCCUCCGCUCCCUAGUGCGCAUGACUCUGGAUCCAGACACUGCUCAUCCCCAACUCGUCCUGUCUGAGGAUGGGAAAGCCAUGAGAUAUGGAUGCUUAUGGAACAAACUGCCCACACGACAGAGAUUUGUUUACGAGCGCUGCGUGCUGGGCAGUGAGGGAUUCACCUCGGGGAGACAUUGCUGGGAGGUGGAGGUGGGGGGACAAGGGGGCUGGGCCGUAGGGAUGGCCAGAGAGUCUGUGAGAAGGAAGGGACAGAUCAGCUUUAACCCUGAGGGGGGUGUCUGGGCUGUGGAAUACUGGAAGGGUCAGUACUGGCCUCUCUCUGACCCCCUGACUUCUCUGCCGCUAAGCUGGGUCCCCAGGAGGAUCUGGAUUUAUCUGGACUACGACCAGGGGCAGGUGGCGUUUUUCAAUGCUGAUAACGAGUCAUUGAUCUUCACUUUCCCACCGGCCUCUUUUGCUGGGGAGAGAAUCCGUCCUUUGUUUGUGGUCUGGGAAACAGAGUCCCAGCUCAGACUGUGUCCCUGAGAUCUG